GCGCCACCAUACCGUCCCUUGCUUGCCACAUGCACAUAAACUCCGGCAUCCCUCCAUAGAUUUCCACCUGCCACACAUACAGCUCCACACACUUGUUCUUUUUUUCAUACACACCCCAUCCUCUGAAACCACCCCGCCCAUCCAUGCCUGUCAUUUUCACACUUAAACCCAGAAGGAUCUCAUUUAAACACUUGCAUCCUCUCCCAGUUCUGCUGCGACCUAUGCCUCCCCCUACAAACCCAGACACCCUGCCACCCACCCCCCGUUUGCAUGAUGGCUGGACCCCUUCCACCUGCCCCUCUCCUCCUAACAGAUGUGUGCACAUGCACCCACAUGCAGUGAUCCAUAUUUUCCACUCUAUGCCAAUUUGCAUUUCUCUUGCGUGUCUGUGGGGCUCCGAAAAAUGCAGGCACCCCAUAAAAACUGCAGCAGUCUUUCCUCUUCCCACGUUGGUGCAGUUCCACAGCAAUUCACCCACUUUCCAAGCAUUCGGUCGCCCCCCACCUUCCGUCAGAUUCUCCCUUAAGUCUGGCUUUCCUACAGGCACAGUUUUGUAAUCAUUUUGCCAACAUUAAAAAUGUGUUCCAGGUCCACACUUGACAGUCACUGGAAUGCUACUCCAGGACUUAGAAGAAAGUGAAACUAAUUUUAAAGGCCCCUUAUGCUUUCUGUUACCUGCCUGCUGAUGUGAAGAUAAAUCUCCCUGCUCUUUUAUUCUGAGCUAAUUUGACUUUCCCAUCUCCAAAGUGGUGCAGGGAGCCAGGAGUCUUGGCACCCAAUCCCCAGCUAUGUUGGAAACCUUCCUAAGUCAGAGCAAUGGGUCAGGAGUCUAGCAAGCCAGUCUGGCCCAAACCACUAGGAGGGUAGCAGUCCAAUACAGGCAGGAGAUAUGGAAGAAGGCAUGCUUAUGUCAGUUUCAGGCUAUCCACGAGCCAGCAGAACAGGAUUUGCAACCAGAGAAAGACAACCUCUGAAGUCCCAAUGCACAGAUCUGCCCCCAGUCAAACCACCAAGAGGAGCCAGUCACCAUUUUCUACCAUUCGUUGUAGUUGGGAUGACAGUGAGAGCUUGGGCAGCAGUCUGAAUGUUGAUAAUGAGGACUAUUCCAGUACUUCCAAAUGGAGGGAUACAGCCAACACUGAUGAAGACCACUCCGAUGGCCUGGCGAGAAGAGGCAGAGGUGACAGUUCAAGUGGCUACCCUGAGCUGAAAUACCCUGAACAAAAGAGGGAAGCAAGGAGUGACCAAGUGAAGCCAGAGGAGGUGCUGAGACAACGGUGUACCAUGGCCGACCCUGACUUCCGGACCUACAGUGAUGAUUACUACAAGUACUGCGACGAAGACUCUGACAGUGACCAAGAGUGGACUGCUGCUCUGCACCGCAAGUAUCAAGGGGAAGAGCAAAACCUAUCCUCCAGUGGCAAAAGCUGGGAGAUGCUACCAGGGAAGGAAGAGCAUGAGCCCGAGCAGCCUGGAGCGAAGGCUGGUGGCAGUGCCAGCCCUGUCGCCGGUGCCAGUGCUGGCAGCAAUGGCAGCAAUUACCUGGAAGAAGUUCGAGAACCCUCUCUUCAGGAGGAGGAGCAGGCAUCCCUGGAAGAAGGAGAAAUCCCUUGGCUCCAAUACAAUGAAAACGAGAGCAACAGUGAUGGGGAUAAUGAUUCUGGUCAUGAGUUUAUGCAACCUGGGGUGUUCAUGCUGGAUGGGAAUAACAACUUGGAAGAUGACUCCAGUGUCAGUGAAGACCUAGAAGUGGAUUGAAGCCUCUUUGAUGGAUUUGCAGAUGGACUAGGAAUGGCCGAAACCAUUUCCAAUGUGGAUCCCCAGUUUCUCACCUACAUGGCACUUGAAGAACGCCUGGCUCAGGCAAUGGAGACCGCCCUUGCACAUCUGGAGUCCCUCGCCGUGGACGUGGAGGUGGCCAGUCUGCCCGCGAGCAAGGAGAGCAUUGAUGCUCUCCCUGAGAUCCUGGUCUCUGAAGAUCACAGCACAGUGGGUCAGGAAAUGUGUUGCCCCAUUUGUUGCAGUGAGUAUGUAAAGGGGGAGGUAGCGAUGGAGCUGCCAUGCCACCACUAUUUCCACAAGCUGUGCGUGUCCGUCUGGCUUCAGAAGUCAGGCACCUGCCCUAUGUGCCGCUGCAUGUUCCCUCCCCCACUGUAAAGACCUAGGUGAUUUACUCCUGGUCUGAUCAUUUUGCCCAAGCAAAAUCCACAAUAUUGCAGGAGCCCUCUCAGAAUUAAUGAUUGAGAUGAGAAACCGAUCAGUCAAUUAAGCCAAGCCUGUUGAUUCCUUGUGAUCAUUUCCAGUGUGAAAAUUGUUGUGUGUGAUUGCAUUAAAAAUCAUGUUGUAACUUAGAGGUUAGAAAGGGAAAACUAGACUUUCUAAACAGUACUUGAGAUUGCAGUAAAGGACAUAAUUUUCUAACCUGAAAGUUGCAAUAAGUUGCAUUUUUUUUCUUCAGUAGAAUACUGAAGUUGCUGUUAACUGUACUGUCAAGUUUCUCUGUUAAAUAUGUCCAAAAGACAUAAUCAUUUCUGUUGCAUGUGUAUGGGUUAACAUUCCUGUAAUUGCAGUGCAAUAAAAGCUUAUUAAAGUUCUGCUUUUGGUUUUACAUGGUA
This is a messenger RNA of Choloepus didactylus (southern two-toed sloth), 2615 nucleotides long. It is a transcript of the gene PJA1, whose product is annotated as praja ring finger ubiquitin ligase 1. The record is from RefSeq and is a predicted model, not a curated record. Lineage: Eukaryota; Metazoa; Chordata; Mammalia; Pilosa; Megalonychidae. The transcript is spliced from 2 exons.